GAUCACACUGGAAUUCCAUUAGAUGAAAUCCCGUACGUAGGAUUGAGAUUUGUUUCCUUGCAGCGGGCACAAGAGUUUUACACUAAUUAUGCAAAGAAAGUUGGCUUCGUGACCAGAAUUCGGAAUACCAACUUUGACAAGACUAGGAAGGAUUCAAAGAUACCCGUUAACCAAUCGUUACACUGUAGUCAUGAAGGUUAUCGGGAGUCUCGAGCGAAGGCAACAACUCGAGUAAAGAGAAUAACAACAGCCGGAUACAAAGCAAGGAUGUACGUCAUGCUUGAUAGGCAGAAGGAUAAUUGGAUGGUUUCCAAACUAGAACUGAAGCACACCCACCCGUGUUCUGCCAAGCAAGCUGUGCACUACACUGAGUACAUGGAACUGACCAUGCAUGCCAAGUGUGUAAUUCAGAACAAUGAUGAGGCUGGCAUAUGGCCCAACAAGACUUAUCUCGCACUGGCGAACGAGGUUGGUGGCUCGUCGAAUUUGGGUUACUCAGAAAAGGAUGUGAGGAACUUCAUUACGAGCAAUUUGCGCUGUGCUGAUGGAAACGCAGAUGUCAAGGAAAUGAUUAGCUAUUUCAUGCGAAUGAAAGAUAUUAACCCGAAUUUUUUUAUGUAGUUGAUGUAGACGAAGCUAACCAGUUUAAAAGUGCGCUCUGGGUAGAUGCAAGAUGCAGGGCUUCCUAUGAAUAUUAUGUUGAUUUGGUAUCAUUUGAUACAACGUACUGUAGAAACAAGUAUGUAUGUGUGUUUUUCCUGUAUUCAAAUGUUUAAUGAUUUUCGCAUUUAGCUUGCUUUUGGUAAUUUUGGUUGGAUUUAUUACAGGCACGGACUUCCAUUUGCAUCUUUUGUUGGCGUUAACCAUCAUGGCAAGUCCACUCUGCUCGGAUGUGCUUUGAUGGGAAAUGAGGAAAUUUGUUGCUUCGAGUGGGUCUUUAAGCAAUGGUUGAGGUGCAUGGGAUCUCCCCCACAGGCCAUCAUCACGGAUCAGUGCAAAUCCAUGUUUGGUGCUAUCAAGAAUGUCCUUCCAGAUACUCGCCACCGAUGGUGCAUAUGGCACAUAAUGAAAAAGAUACCGCAUAAGCUCGGAGGAUAUGCUCGGUAUAAAGAAAUAGAUGAUAGAAUGCAUGGCACUGUUUGGAAUGCCAGGUCUGUGGAAUCUUUCGAGAAGGAUUAGUCUGCAUUCAUUGUUGAGUUUAACUUAGAGCGAAAUAGAUGGCUAUCAGACCUUUAUGACGAACGUCGAAUGUGGGUUCCAAUCUAUUUUCAAGGUAAAUUUUGGGCAGGUAUGAGAAGUACUCAACGGAGUGAGAGCAUGCACGCCUUUUACGGUGGUUACUUGCAUUGCAAGAGUAGACUGGUUCAGUUCAUGCAUGAGUAUGAUAACGUGCUUGGGAACAAGGAGCAAAAGAAACUGGAAGAUGAUGCUGUAGACUCUAAAGGAGUUGUUCCUUGUUCAUCGAGUACUACAAUUGAAAGACAAUUUCAGCGUGAGUACACAACCUCUAAGUUUAGGGAAGUACAACAGGAAUUCAGGAAAAAAGGGGAUUGUUUAGUCCGUGGUGCGACUCACGAGGGUGAUUUAUUUCGUGUGAUCAUGAAAGAGCAAUACAUAUUAUAUAGGGAACCUAGGUCCUGGAACAAUAAUGUUGAGUUUGAUCCAUCGAUACACAAGAUUCGGUGUGAGUGCAACAUGUUUGCAUCGAGAGGUAUUCUUUGUUGUCACUGUCUUGCUGUUUACUUUUAUUACGGAGUAGACAGAGUACCAUCUUGCUAUGUUCUUCCUCGAUGGAGCAAGAAUGUACAGCGGAAACACACUUUCAUUAAGAGUAGGCAUGACGAGAAGCGAUCGGAUGAAAGCCACAACUUAUUUAGAAGACUGUCUACGCACUUCUUUAAUGUGGCACAGGAAUUCGUGACAUGCGAAGAAGAGGCGGCCAUGUUACAUUCGGGUCUUGAUGAGUUAAGGGCCAAGUUGGUUGAUUAUCGUGCGAACUUGGGCUCCAGAAGUGUUCCCAAUACAGAUAACAACAUGGUGACACAGUCUGACCCAGCUUGUGUUGCAUCUGACAUUCAAGGUCCCUCUAAGGUUGUAACAAAGGGUCGACCGAGACUAAAGAGGCUUGGAUCUGAACAGGAUACAUCCAUUAAGAGAUCUAUGCGAAAGUGUCUACCAGAAAAUAAUGGAGCAAUCAAUCCAAACAUAGUGGCGGUUCCUGCUCUGAGCGCGAAUGAAUCACAUGGAAAUGGCGGGUUCUUGUCUUUGUUACACUCAUUUCGACAUAGUUAG
Molecule: messenger RNA, 2292 nt
Organism: Arachis ipaensis
Lineage: Eukaryota; Viridiplantae; Streptophyta; Magnoliopsida; Fabales; Fabaceae
Source: RefSeq, a predicted model, not a curated record